CCUCAUGACAGAUAUAACCAGAGGUGCUUCUCGCAACCUGGUGAACAGACUGGAAAUUCAACAUGCCAAAAGGAGAAAAUAAAACUGCACAAGUUUCAGACGAUGACAGCGUUGUCACCGUGGUGCUCCUGGGACAAAACAGCGCUGAUAAGUGCCUGAUAGGAAACACCAUGCUUGGGUAUAACUGCUUCCAGCCAGGAAAGUCCAUGUAUCAAAAGGCUCUAGGAAGAAUGAGGGACGAGCUGAUCUACAUUAUAAACACCCCGGACCUUUUCUGUAGAAUAUUCCAAGAACCAGAAGCUAAUACUAUCGAGGAGAUGAAACCAUCAUACACAGGUCCACGCAUGUUCAUCCUGGUACUCCACGAUAAACAGCUGUCCCAGGAAGAGGUGGAGAUGUUUACCCAAAUGAAGGAGAGAUUUGGAGAGAAAAUGACUAAAAAUAUUACUGUGGUGUUGAUCGACGGCAAAGAGACAUCCUGCAACAUAGCGGAUACACACCUCAAAAAGAUUUUACAUGAAUGUGAGGAGAGAAUUUGUGUCUUCAGCAAAGAUACGGCAGACUCAGAUCUGGUCAGACAGCUAUUGAUACAUAUUACAAAAACGGCAGAGAAAGAGGAAGCUGAUCCUGGCAGAUUACAUGAAGAUGACCCCGAACAACCAAAAACAAUGCCAGGGGAGAGUGACUGCAGUAUCAUCACCUUGGUGCUCCUGGGAUUGAACAGCGAUGACAAGUGCCUGAUAGGGAACAGUAUUCUCCAGUAUGAUUGUUUCGUGGUUGGAAAAGCAACAUGUGAGAAGGUUGUGGCUAGAGUAGCUGAUCAGAUGGUCUGUAUUGUCAACACUCCUGACCUUUUCUAUAAACCAAGCCCAGAUUCAAUAGCUGAUAGUAUGGAGGAGAUGAAGCUAUCAUACGCAGGUCCACGUAUGUUCAUCAUGGUACUGCAGGACAAAACUCUUUCACAGGAAGAGAUGGAGAUGUUCGCCCAACUGAAGGAGAGAUUUGGUAAGAAACAGCUCAAAAACACGUUUGUUGUGAUUAUAGGUAGCGAAGAAAACAACUUAAGCGAGAACUUUGAAGCUGAUAAGACCCUCAAAAAGAUUCUAGAUGAGUGUAAGGAGACGGUUUAUGUUUACAGGAGUAAUGUGAAAAGCACUGAGCUGGUCGGACAGCUUAUAGGACAAAACAACAUGCAAGCUGGAAUCUGAGAAAAACUGAAUAUUCCAGUUAGAAAUCAGCUCAGUCCAGCUAAUAUGUACUGUGUGAUUGAUAUUGUGCUAUAAAACUGAUUUAGCUAAAUACAAAAGAAAUGUUAUCAUCCUACAGUGUAAUAUGUGUAACCAAAAGAUUGU
This is a messenger RNA of Carassius carassius (crucian carp), 1352 nucleotides long. Its product is annotated as GTPase IMAP family member 8. Lineage: Eukaryota; Metazoa; Chordata; Actinopteri; Cypriniformes; Cyprinidae. The record is from RefSeq and is a predicted model, not a curated record. Gene Ontology annotation, molecular function: GTP binding. The transcript has 4 exons. Bases 63 to 1208 code for a protein of 381 amino acids.